This is a messenger RNA of Colias croceus (clouded yellow), 1230 nucleotides long. RefSeq names its product serine hydrolase-like protein. NCBI's taxonomy places the organism in Eukaryota, Metazoa, Arthropoda, Insecta, Lepidoptera, Pieridae. The record is from RefSeq and is a predicted model, not a curated record. The transcript has 6 exons. The coding region runs from base 160 to 1122 and encodes 320 amino acids.
ACACAACCACAGAACACAACACAGUCUUUAUCUAUAAAACAUACUUCAACUUUUAAAUGAAUAACUACACAUUAACUACAUAAUAUUAAAUAGGUUAUGAUUUAAACGAAGAGUUUUGUUUUAGAGAUGUGUGUUUAGAAAGUUUUCAAAUAUGACAAAAUGAGGCUUAAUCGAGUGUUUUGGUGUAAACAAACAACAAUGGCUUCGUUAGUUAGCACUGAAAAAUUAUUCACUAUAAAUGCGCCAUGGGGAAAAAUAGCAGGGAUAACAUGGGGUACUUCCAGCAACUCUCCAGUAUUAAUGGUCCCUGGUAGACUAGUCCCUUGCACCUCUUUCCGUCCUUUGAUCAAGCUGUUACCAGAUUGCUUCUUCUACGUGGCUUUAGACCUGCCUGGAAACGGCUUUUCGGAUAGAUUGCCUCCAGGCAUUCGAUACUCUUAUUUCGAUUUAGUGCCCACAAUAGAGAAGGUUGUUAAGCAUUUUAAAUGGGAGAAAUUUGUGUAUGUGGCUCACUCUUUGGGUACUGCUGUGGGAGCAUAUUACGACCUAGCAUAUCCAGGGCAAUUCACGCGCUUCGUACAACUGGACCCCUUACCUUUAUACUUCACGAUCGCUCCUAACCAGUUCGGAGCCUGGUACAAAGAGUACUUUGCGGGACAUUACGACGAUAGCAAGUAUACGAUAAAUAUCCUUGGAAAGGAAACUGCGCCCAAGUAUAAGCUGGAUGAUAUUAAAAUCAAACUGAUGAAGGCACACAACAUGAAUGAAGAGACACUAGAACAUGUGCUGGAUAGAUACAUAGAACCAGCGGGAGAUGGGUUAUACAGAUUCACAUACGACCAAAGCAUGAAAAACACCGCUCUCAUGCCGUUCUCGCCGAGCAACUUACAAAAUCUCCUCACGUAUUCAAAAGUGCCAAUUUUAACUGUAUUCGCUAAAAAAGUCGUAGAACAAGGAUCGUAUUCAAAAGUGCCUUUUGUGUUUGAUGAAAACGCGUGGCCUAAUAACAAUUAUAAAUAUAAAAUUGUCGAUGGUUAUCAUGACGUUCACAUGACAGAUCCGCAUCUAAUGGCAGAUGACAUUUCGAAGUUUUUAAUGGAAGAGUUUCGCGCCAAAUUGUGAUGACUUGUGAAAAAAUUGAAUUUUAUAUAUUAAAAUUAUACUAAAUUGUGUUAGAUGCUAGUGUUAAUUAAUUAAAUAUAAAGUAAUUUAUUAUAAGAAAAUAUUGUU